Paraglomus occultum is the source of this 1464-nucleotide messenger RNA. The record is from the annotation of a GenBank genome assembly. Lineage: Eukaryota; Fungi; Glomeromycota; Glomeromycetes; Paraglomerales; Paraglomeraceae.
AUGACAGUGCCGACAGUAACAAUGACGACAUCAGCAAAACCAAAACCAAAACCAACAACACGCCGAUCGAGAACACGGCAACCACGUACACAGAAUCGUCUCGAUACGAAAGAAUUCAAGGAAGUAAUGCGGACUGUUAUUCGUAAACACAUAUCAAACAUUGAGAAAAAAUUCGACAUAAUGUCAACCACACUACCUUUGGAAGAACUAUUAUGGGGAGGCAAAAAGAAGAGAGGUUGCCGAGGCAUAAGCAGGCCUCAAAAUGCCUUUGUGUUGUAUCGUAAAGACGUACAGGCUCGACUUUUGUUAGAAAGAGAAAAUAAAUUAGGAGAGGAUUCUAGCAAGCUCAGUCCCAAAAAUGCGUCCGGGUUUUUCAGUGAAAUUUCCUCGACCGCUAGUAAAGAAUGGGCAAAGGAAUCGCAAAAUGUAAAGGAUUUCUUUCUUGAACUUAGCAAAGCUGCGUAUUCUAUCCAUAAAGAACUCUUCCCAGAAUACAAGUAUUGUCCCAAAAGUGGAAAAAGAAGUCUUGCAAAGAGAAAAAAGGAACUUGAAUUGUCACACGAACGCAAAAGGUCUGCGACCGGUUCUAAAAUUAGUAUUUCGAGUGCUAGUGAUACAGCGACCACAAAUCCUGUUGUUGACUCUCCUGUCGAUGCCUGUCGUAAUACCGCAUAUCUUGACUCUGAUUAUUCUGCAAAGCGAAUUGCUAAAUGUAACCCAAGAAUAAGCAUAACCACAAUGGACAGUCCUAUCAUCACCGCUGCUGCUUAUACCGCUUAUAAUAACAUCGCAGCCGCCACGACCGCCACCAAUCCUCUGUGUAUUGACGAACCCGCAUUUGACAUGAGUGAACUGAGUGACGAAAACUGCAAUGACAUCAGCGAUGACAGUGACGGAUUGUGGACGGGACCGGAAUACAACAAUGUCUAUUAUUAUGAUUCCAAUUUCGACGACGCCAACAAUAUCGACGCUGCUGUUGUCACCGCCGACAAUACGUCAUUGGUCAAUUCAUUCACACACUUUCCGCCAACUCAGAGAUCACUGCUUCUUCCGAACGAUUUACCCAUUACGCCAACUGCAGAGACCUGCAUGCAGUUUCCUUUUAAUGGAUCCAUGUGCAACGCAACAGCCGUCGAUUGUAAUGCCAUUCCCGCCCAGUACCAAUCUUUAACAGCUCCUGAAUUUGAAUCCUUGUUGUAUGGUACCUUUGACACUACCCCGCUGGAUUUUCCAUUGAGUUUGAAUAAUACGGGAUAUGACGAAGAUAUUGUGCAAUUUACGUAUCCGGAGCGGACCAUCAACGUGGGAAACAACGCAUACAAUGAAAGCACAUAUAUUCAAUAUGGUGGCGAUUGUCAGUACAAUGAAGAUGUAUACAACGACACAAUUGUGCAAGGAGAAACUGAAUUUGGGACAAUGCAGAACUGUUAUGGUUAUGAUAGUGGCGAUUUUGGCGAGAGGUGA